AAAGGUCGCCUCUCGAAGGAUGUUUCGGCAGGGGCUGCAACUCACGUAGCCAGGGCAGGUGCCUCUCCCGCCAGAGCCUCGGGAUCAUCACCCUCGCUUCGUGGUGCAGGGAAGCCGUCGAUGAAAAGCAGCUCCGAAAUAGACCGAGUCGUGGCCAUCGCUUCGCCAUCUGCUACGACAGACCGAGCGUUAGACCCUCCUCCAACCACUCCGGCAGUGGCGG
This is a messenger RNA of Amoebophrya sp. A25, 223 nucleotides long. The record is from the annotation of a GenBank genome assembly. Lineage: Eukaryota; Dinophyceae; Syndiniales; Amoebophryaceae.